AUUUCCUUUAGCAUUAGCCGCCGGUGUUUGUUGACGGCUGGUCAACGUUACUUGGCAUAUCGGACUGUUUUGUGUUUUGGGGCAGAAAUGGCAUCACAAAACUCCUACAAACUCCGGUGUUCAAUCCCGGGACAUGAGAUGGACGUGCGGGGCCUCGCGACCGCGGCUUUUCCUGAAGGAGCGUUUGUUUCUGUGUCCAGGGACCGCACCGGAAGAAUCUGGGUCCCAAACUCAAGCCAUGACAGGGGCUUUACAGAGAUGCACUGUAUGUCUGGACACACCAACUUCGUCUCCUGUGUUUGCAUCAUCGCUCCCAGUGACACAUAUCCUCGUGGACUGAUUGCCACUGGUGGAAAUGACAAUAAUAUAUGUGUUUUUACACUGGACAAUCCACAGCCUCUGUAUAUGCUCAAAGGACACAAAAACACAGUUUGCACAUUGUCAUCUGGUAAAUUUGGGACACUUUUAAGCGGCUCGUGGGACACUACAGCCAAAGUCUGGCUAAAUGAGAAAUGCAUGAUGACACUACAGGGCCAUUCUGCUGCUGUGUGGUGUGUAGUUAUUUUACCUGAACAAGGCCUCAUGCUGUCGGGUGCAGCUGAUAAGACCAUAAAGCUGUGGAAAGCAGGUCGAUGUGAAAAGACGUAUACAGGUCACGAGGACUGUGUACGAGGAUUAGCGGUGCUCAACAACUUGGAGUUUUUUUCCUGUAGCAACGAUGGGAGCAUUAGAAGGUGGCUGGUGACAGGGGAGUGCGUACAUGUUUACUACGGACACACUAGCUACAUCUACAGCAUUGCAGUUUUCCCUAAUAGUGAAGAUUUUGUAAGCACCGGUGAGGACAGAACCUUAAGAAUAUGGAGGAAAGGGGACUGUACGCAGACGAUCCGUUUGCCUGCUCAGUCUGUGUGGUGUUGCUGUAUUUUGCCUAAUGGUGACAUUGCUGUUGGUGCCAGCGAUGGCAUUAUCCGUGUGUUUACUGAGGCUCAGGACCGUAUCGCAAGUGCUGAGGACAUCCAGGCUUUUGAAGAUGAGCUUUCAAAAGCCACUAUUGACCCAAAGACCGGAGACCUUGGAGAUUUAAAACUAGAAGAGCUUCCUGGAAGAGAGCACCUUAAUGAGCCUGGAAAUCGAGAUGGACAAACACGGCUGAUUAAAGACGGAGACAAGGUUGAGGCGUAUCAGUGGAGUGUUAGUGAUGAUCGCUGGAUGAAAAUUGGAGAUGUGGUCGGAGGUUCAAACCAGCAAACUUCCAAGACUGUCAUGUAUGAAGGAAAGGAGUACGAUUUUGUCUUCACCAUUGAUGUAAACGAAGGAGGGCCAUCCAUGAAACUGCCUUACAACCUCUCAGAGGAUCCGUGGCUCACAGCACACAACUUUUUACAGAAGAAUGACCUAAGUCCAAUGUUCCUGGACCAAGUCGCCAACUUUAUCAUAGAGAACACUAAAGGACAGGUGGUGGGACCUGCGCAGCCAGGGGGAGGCGACCCUUUCACUGGAGGUAAUCGGUACGUCCCUGGAUCUUCAAGUGGCAACACAGGCUUUGGAGCUGAUCCUUUUACAGGUGCUGGUCGCUACAUCCCAGGGGCAAACUCUGACACAAACUCCCGUGGUCCAGUGGGUGUGGCUGAUCCUUUUACAGGAGGAGGUGCGUACUCAUCUGCUGCCCUCAAACAAACUCCCACAAACAUCUACUUCCCCAAAACAGAGGGAGUGAGCUUCGAACAGGCCAACAGCUCACAGAUCAUCGCCAAAUUAAAGGAGUUAAACGCUGGAGCUCCCCAAGAACACAAACUGUCUGAAGACUUUUUGGAAAUUAUCGAACAGCUGCUGGUUUCUGUGUGCGCCUCAAACUCUGAGCCCGCCCCAACGAUGCAACAGGUCACCCUGCUCUGGAAGGCGACUCACUGGCCAGAAGACAUUGUGUUUCCAGUUUUGGAUAUAUUGAGGCUGGCUGUGCGACACCCACAAGUGAAUGAAACUCUUUGUGGAGAGGCAGAAGGAGUACAGCUAUGCAACCACCUCCUCAACCUGAUGAGGCCAGAGGGACGACCAGCCAACCAGAUGCUUGCUCUGCGGAUUCUGUGUAACUGUUUUAGCGGCAGGCACGGCAGGUCUCUACUCGUGUCCCAGCGCGAAACGAUUCUGUCACGAGCUGCCGAUUUGGCCUCAGUCAAUAACAAAAACAUCCACAUCGCGUUGGCCACUUUGGUGCUGAACUACGCCAGCUGUUUCCAUAGCCAACCCGAUCUAGAAGCCAAAGCCCAGUGUCUGUCCGUUGCCAGUCGAGCUCUUGAAACGGUGCAGGACAAGGAGGCGGUCUUCAGGCUGCUUGUUGCCUUGGGGACCACGGUAGCGUCAGACCAAACCGCCCGGGAUUUGGCCAAGUCUUUGGGCGUCAACUCUCAGAUCAACAAGUAUUCCACAGUCUCCGACCCCUCCAAAGUGGCAGAAUGUUGUCAGCUGGUUUUAAAAGAACUUCAAUGAUGUGUGAAUGAAUAGAUGACAAAUACACUUCUUUCGUAAUAAAAUUUCUGCAGAAAGAUUUGAGUGACACGUAUAACCAACAAUAAAAAAGAACGGACUU
This is a messenger RNA of Periophthalmus magnuspinnatus, 2587 nucleotides long. It is a transcript of the gene plaa, whose product is annotated as phospholipase A2-activating protein. Gene Ontology annotation, biological process: ubiquitin recycling; proteasome-mediated ubiquitin-dependent protein catabolic process. Lineage: Eukaryota; Metazoa; Chordata; Actinopteri; Gobiiformes; Gobiidae. Bases 88 to 2487 code for a protein of 799 amino acids. The record is from RefSeq and is a predicted model, not a curated record. Gene Ontology annotation, cellular component: cytoplasm; nucleus. Gene Ontology annotation, molecular function: ubiquitin binding. The transcript has 14 exons.